AUGGGUGGCCAGUCUCUUCCAGAGAAGCUUCAACAGCUUCAACAGCUUCAGGGGAAACAAUGCAGAGCUUCUGAAUGCGAUACCUUGAACAAUGCCGGAUCCUGCUCCUUGUCAUCUAUCAGUCAACAAGUUACGAGCGAUCAACAACAGACCUCACAUGCGUCGGAGGACCCUAAACCCUCUCCUCGCCCCGGAGAUUCCUGGCACAACCGAUCGAAACCUCGUCGCGCAGUUCACAACCCCGACCAACCCCCCAGCGACGCCACAGGGGACCGCGAAGACGCCCCUAAUACCUCCGCACAGACGGCGCGGUUGGACGAGAACAAGCCCCGUCGACGCUUUUUGCCACAGCCGAUUGAAACAACAACAAAAUCAAGCAAUGCGGGAAAUUCUUCAAAAUUACAAACAUCGGAGCAGAAAUGUUCAGCUGGCCCAAGACGGUUCAAGCCAGACCUGAUUGAAACAGACCGUCGUUCAGUUAAAGGAGAGUCAGAAGAGCUUCCCCAUGCGUCGAAAUCACCAGGGUUGAAACAGGAGGCCUGGAGAAAUUCGACUCGACUCAGUCCCAAUCGUCCUGUCUACACAGAGCUACCAGAAUCCAAGUUUUCAUACGCAAGUCUUCUUCGCAGGCAAGAGGGACGAAGGCAUUCAUUCCGAGUCCCGGAACUGCCGUCAAUCGAAUCUAGUGGCAGCGAGGACUCUGAUGAACAAUCCCAUUCACCAUCUUUAUCAUCCUCUUACAAAUCCAGGUCUUCACAGAAGUUUACUGGCAAUCUCAAGCCUGAGAAGUUACGCAGCGAUAGUUGCGAUGCCGAGUAUUCAGAAUAUCUACUCUCUCUCGCUGCGCGCUCAGCACAGAAGCAACUCAGGGAGCAGGCGCUUGCCGCUUCCCCCAAUGAACAGGCCUACGAGCCCGUGGAUCAUUUCGAUUUUGCCGUUGACGACGAAGACAGUCAAUCGGAAGAUGAUCUCAAGUAUCCUCAGAAACAUCAUCUUAAAUCGCGGCGACAGUCAUCGGCUGAUCUAUCGUGGGAGCUCGAAUACAUGCGCCAUCACAAGGAAGAAGCUGAAAUGCGCCUCCGAGCGAUGGUUAACUCGAGGAAUCGGAACCGAACCUCUGCUGGGUAUCAACCUACACCUCGAGCAGAUGGCAAAAUUAGUCCACCGAUGCUUGGAGAAGACAUUGUCCUGCCACAAAGUGCAUCUCCAGAUGGGACGAUGUGUGAAAAUUCCACAACCGAAAAUGGCUCAUCACAGGAUCCCUGUCAUGACUGCGGCGGUCUCUGGUGCGCCGACAGUCGACCAGAUGGCGAACGAGUCGCCGGCCUUUGGAUGGGCACUUGUCGUAAAGGCCAAAGCGGAGAUGAUCACUCACAGCCGUUCUCCGGAAUCAUGACCCCCAGGCCAACAGACCUGGAUAGAUUAUCGCGCUCCUCCACCUGCACAAACCUCCACGGCAUGGCGGGCUCUUCCCCACGACCCGACCUUCUCGCCGUUACAUCUAAAUCCCUGGAAGACGAAUUCCACGACGGCUUCGUCACCCAAAUUUACAACUAUCUAUCCCUGGGCUACCCCUGCAUUGCCCGCUACUAUGACUACGAAUUGAGUAAAAUCUCGGGGUUCACAGUCCAAGACCUCCGCCGCGAUGACCUACACACAGACGCUAGAGGGUACGUUGUUGCAAUGGAAAGUGAUGCCAACACGGCAUGUACUAGAUGGCGAGCUCUUCGUCGAUAUAUUCGGGAAUGGGCCCGUCAACAACCAAGCUUGAGGGAAGAAGAUACAGGGCUAGAGGCUUGGGGAAUGCCAGAGAGGAGAGGAAGUUGGGCAAUUUGA
Penicillium maclennaniae is the source of this 1836-nucleotide messenger RNA. RefSeq lists its product as uncharacterized. NCBI's taxonomy places the organism in Eukaryota, Fungi, Ascomycota, Eurotiomycetes, Eurotiales, Aspergillaceae. Bases 1 to 1836 code for a protein of 611 amino acids. The record is from RefSeq and is a predicted model, not a curated record. The transcript has a single exon.